UUGGAUGCAUGGAUUACUUGUAUAAAAGUGUUGAGGCUCUAGAUGAACAGUUUCUCGAAACAAAAGCAUGCAAGACUAUGCUGCUCAAUCCCAGAAGUGCCUAUGAAGUUCACUGUAGGAACUUGGCUCUGAAGAUUGAUGGUACAGAGCCUGCUAAGCACUACACAUGCUCAAAGAUGUUUUGCUCAACCAAAGCUCAGAAAAUGGAAGGUUUCCGUUUGGCAAGUAUGGUCAAGAAUUCAGUAUGCAGUUGCGGACGAGCAAUGGAUAAGGAAGUAUUUCUAGAAUACCAAGAGAAUGUCACAGAUGGAGAUGGGGUAUUCAUGAAGGGAACAAGAAGGUUUACAAUAACGGACAAUUUGCACAUCACACCCAUUUCUAUGUCACAUAGCCUUGCCAUGUUUCAGAAGCUCAGAUUGGAAAGUGGAAAUGGCAUUGAAGCACUGACUGUGACUGUUGAUGAGGAAGAGGUUUUGUAUCUACUCAAGCGUUCACUAGUAUCCAAGACCCCAAUGACAGAGUCAUUCUUGUCCAAUGAAGAGAACACAGAAAAUGCAGCAUCAUCCAGCAGAUCUAACCACCAUGAAACAAGAUCACAAAGACCAUCUCAUAAGUUUAGGAAGAUGAAGGUAAAGCUCCUUAUAGACAAGUCCAGCAGGAGGGUAUUAUGCCUAGAAGCUAAAGAAGACUUUGUGAACCUGGUUCUGAGCUUCCUCACGUUCCCUCUAGGUUCUAUAAUUAAACUGUUAAGGGGACAUUCUUCAUUGGGUUGCAUGGACAACUUGUAUAGAAGUGUGGGAAGCUCAAAAUUGGAGGAUUGUUUCAAGUCUACCAAAUGCAAGGAGAUGCUUCUUAGUCCCAAGCUUCCAAUGGAUUUCAGUUUGAAUCAAUCACUACCAAUCAGAGAGGAGGAUCCAGCAACCUACAGAAGUUAUAAGUGUUCUGAUUGCUUCAGGAAAAAUAUGGUUUGUUUGUAUCCUUGGCAUGAAAAACUCUGCUUUAUGAAUCCUAAACUUCCUGGUCAGGCAGUAAGUGGAGGAGGAUUCAUAAAGAAGGAAACCUUACUACUGAUCAACGAUGACCUAACAAUUCAACCACUAUCACCUAUCAAUGGCAUCCUUGAUCUUGACAAGCUUAGAGUCCUUGUGAGCAACUCAGAGGAGCAUGAGGUUGAAGUAGGAGAAGAUGAGGCUUUAAUUCUCCUCAAGGCUGCUUUAAUCUCCAAAAGUGUUCUGAAUCAUGUCUUCAAACCAAAUGACCUGGAAUAAAUGGUAGGUUAAUGCUACUCAAGUGUACCCCAGCAUGGAAAAGGCCAGCAUUAUUUGGGAUUGGCUGGGUGUCCUCAGCUCUGUCUGGUUGACAACCUAGAGAAUAAAGAUUGGGAGCUCAUUUUUUGAACUUCAUAGAUAAUUCCGGAGGUUGACCCUUGAUCCUUGUUAAGGCUCUUGUUGGUUUUUAGCUGGGUUCUACUUGUUGGUUUUUCUCAUUUUUUCUGCUUUUCCCUCAAGGCUUUUCUGUACAUUUUUGGUGUUCUCAAAUUGUGCCCUGACUUGAUUAGACAAGUUCAAACUCAUUAUUUCUUACUAAA
Molecule: messenger RNA, 1588 nt
Organism: Vitis riparia (riverbank grape)
Lineage: Eukaryota; Viridiplantae; Streptophyta; Magnoliopsida; Vitales; Vitaceae
Exons: 3
Coding region: 9-1268 (419 amino acids)
Source: RefSeq, a predicted model, not a curated record